GUUAAAUUUCACAAACGCCUGUUUAAGCACCAUUUUUACGCGCGUCACUCUUUACCGUCUCCCUUCUCCUCAUCUCCUCCCUGGGCUCUCUCAAAUCAGUGAAGAUUGUGGAAGAGCAUCGGCUCCAAUUGGUGAAAAGGAUUAGUGUUCGAAUAAAAGAUGAUUCACUUUGUGCUUCUUAUAAGUCGCCAGGGAAAAGUGAGACUAACAAAAUGGUAUUCACCCUAUUCUCAAAAAGAGCGAUCAAAGAUUAUUCGAGAACUAAGUGGGGUUAUUCUUACUCGAGGGCCAAAACUUUGUAAUUUUGUGGAAUGGAGAGGAUACAAAGUUGUUUAUAAAAGAUAUGCUAGUCUGUACUUCUGCAUGUGCAUAGAUCAGGACGACAACGAACUGGAGAUCCUUGAGAUAAUUCAUCAUUUUGUUGAGAUUCUUGAUCGCUAUUUCGGCAGUGUCUGUGAAUUAGACUUGAUUUUUAACUUUCACAAGGCCUAUUAUAUAUUGGAUGAGAUCUUGAUUGCCGGUGAGCUUCAAGAGUCAAGUAAGAAAACUGUUGCACGGCUAAUAGCUGCACAGGAUUCCUUGGUGGAGACUGCAAAAGAGCAAGCCAGUUCCAUUAGUAAUAUAAUUACACAGGCCACAAAAUAGCCAAACUGUAAGCAUAGGUUUCCUGUUGUAAUUCACUUUAAACUGCAAUCUGUUUCGACUUUCCUCCCUCAGAAUCCACCUGAAGAGCUGAAUGUAAGCAGAUUUGAAUUGUUGGAUUAUAUAGUCGAUUGAUUGUCUGGUUUCUUUACAGUUUUAACCGAUGUAUAAAUUUGUACUUCUCAAGGGGACACGUUAAAUUUUUUGGAAAAACUUUUCUGUUACUCGGAUAGGAUGUAAUAUUCAUGAGACUUGGGGAUCUCAUCCCUUGAGCAGUUUCAGUUUCACUAUAUGAAUUGAUUUGGUUCUUGAAUUUA
Messenger RNA from Carica papaya (papaya), 959 nucleotides. RefSeq names its product AP-1 complex subunit sigma-2. Gene Ontology annotation, biological process: vesicle-mediated transport; intracellular protein transport. Gene Ontology annotation, molecular function: clathrin-cargo adaptor activity. Gene Ontology annotation, cellular component: AP-1 adaptor complex; membrane coat. The record is from RefSeq and is a predicted model, not a curated record. NCBI's taxonomy places the organism in Eukaryota, Viridiplantae, Streptophyta, Magnoliopsida, Brassicales, Caricaceae.